Entamoeba invadens IP1 is the source of this 495-nucleotide messenger RNA. Its product is annotated as calcium-binding protein, putative. The record is from RefSeq and is a predicted model, not a curated record. The transcript has a single exon. Lineage: Eukaryota; Evosea; Mastigamoebida; Endamoebidae. The coding region runs from base 1 to 495 and encodes 164 amino acids. Gene Ontology annotation, molecular function: calcium ion binding.
AUGGCUGAAAAACCACCAGGACGCACCAUUGAAGAGUUUUUUGCGGACAUCGAUACGAACAAAACAGGCAAAGUGAAUGCCGACGAAUACUUUGAAGGUGUAAAAAUGUGGCGUCGAGACAUAGUUGAGAGUGACAAAGCCAGUCAGACCCUUUUAUUCAACUUGGCAGAUUUGGAUGAUGACGGUGAAAUUGAUAUUCGCCAGUUUGCGCGUUUAAUGGCGAUCUUAAACAAAGGGUUUGGGAAAGAUGCGAAAAGUGUAUUUACAACAGUCUUCCUUCUUCUCGACAUUCAUGACAAAGGCAAAAUAGGUGAAAAGGAGUUAGCUCGUUUAAUGAAGAAGAUGGGCAAAGACUUAAAAAAUGAAGAAAUUGAGUCUUUUCUUGAUUCAGUAGAUGGGGACUUAGACGGGUAUAUUACUCUUCAAGAGUUCCUUAAAUUCUUCCUCCCUCCACAAGACAAAAACACUGUGCCAAGUAAUAAAAAAGCCGAAUAA